UCCGCUUGCGUAAAUAACUCGCAUAGAUUGACGCACGUGUGUAGCCAGCCUAAAAGUAUUUACGUGUCUGGCGUAACGAUAGGCUUCUGCAAGCUUUAUUUUUAACCGCUCUGACUUAUUUCGUAAAUAAACAGCAUACGCACCAGACAAACCACCACCGCUUGUCGCAUUUUUCCCGAAAGCAACUAAUGCAGCAUUAACCAUUUGAAUGGAUUGAAUGGGGAGAGGAGCUGUGGAGCCACCGCCACCGCCAAGGACGCAUGAUACGUCAAAAAAAUCACCUGUAAGUGACUGACAUAAUGCAAGAUUAAUAAAAAAACCGACCGAAAACCGCCGCCGAGUUAUGGAAGACGAAAUCGACGACAAGAUUAUUUACCAAACGUACGUUUCCCACAUGAAAAUCAUGUCAAAACUAGCAUGGAGUGUGCCGUUGAAAAUUUCCCAUAUAACCUACACCUCGCACAUAUGGAGAAUGCUCAGAUUCUACCUACUAAAACCAGAGAUCCUAAUAUUCGGCGCCGUUAUCCUAUUUAUCCUAAUGUACUUGCAAGCAGUCGAUGUAUGGAGUCGUAAUUUACUAGGGCGGUUGCAGUACACAAUCAACAGGGGCGCGCGAACGAAAGUCGACAAGCUCAACUUCUUCAGCACGGGCGACGUCGAGAAAGCGAGCUGGGAAAUGAAAAUGGGACCGGUGGCCGCAUACGCCAUCCAGGGGCGCAGGCCGAAGAUGGAGGAUCGGUUCGUGAUCAACGAUAACAUCAACAACACCGGCGUAGCGCUGUUUGCGGUCUUCGACGGUCACGGCGGCGAGUUCGCCGCCAACUACGCCAAAGACAAGCUGGUCCCCAAUUUGCUGAACAAGGUGGUCCAAAUCAAGGACUUGGUUUCAGGCAGUAAGGGCUCGGUGAAGCUGCAAAAGCAAUGCAGCGACGAGGACAAAGAGGAGAUAAGCACGGACAAGCCGACGACUCCGCACUUGAACGAACGCAGGAAGAGUUUCAGGAGGACCAGUUCGACGACGGACGAGUGCAUCAAAGGGGCCAAAGAAAUAACGGACACGGACCUGCUCAGCAAAUUGGACAGCAUCAAGCCGAUAGGGCGAGAUUCCCGGCCGCUUAAAGUGACGCCCAGCAUGAAAAAAAUACCGGUCACGUCUUACUUUGACAAGUACGGCAACGUGAACUAUGGUAAACUGCUGACGGACGAAGUCCUGGCCGCUGAUGAACGAUUGAUUGAGGUGGCCAAAAAGACGAUGGAUGUGGCCGGCACUACGGCACUAAUAGCGAUCCUGGAGGGAUCGAAACUGAUCGUGGCGAACGUUGGAGAUUCACGCGGAGUGAUGUGCGAUGGCAAAGGAAACGUGAUACCGCUCUCGUUUGAUCACAAGCCUCAACAGAUGCGGGAGCGGAAGCGCAUCAAGGAAGCGGGAGGUUUCGUCACCUUUAACGGGGUCUGGAGGGUGGCGGGCAUAUUGGCCACCUCCAGGGCCUUGGGUGAUUAUCCUCUGAAAGAUAAAAAGCUGGUUAUAGCUGAUCCGGAUAUUCUGUCAUUCGAUUUGAACGAUCACAAGCCGUCAUUUUUGAUUUUGGCCUCAGACGGUUUGUGGGAUACGUUCUCGAACGAGGAGGCGAUCAGUUUUAUCAAAGAACGACUGCAUGAGCCUGAUUACGGUGCUAAAAGUAUUACGUUACAAUCUUAUUAUCGGGGUUCGUUGGACAAUAUUUCUGUUAUUGUUAUUAAUUUUAAAGACAAGGCGUAUAGUUUUUAUAGGAACGAUGUUAACGUGUAAAUAAUUUAGUUGUUUUCAAAUCAAUGCCAAAAAUGUAUUUAUUGCUAUUUUUAUAUCAAUUCGGAUAAUUGAUGUAUAGGUUUGCUCAAUCUGUUGAUGUUUGUACCUGCGCCUGAGCAGUAUUUGCGAUACAAAAGUAAUUGUUAUGUUUUUUGCAUUUGUUUUUAUGAAGUGUGAUCGUAAUUCACAUAAAAAUUAAUAAAAAAAUAUAAUUUUCUCUAAGAAAGUAGCAUAAAUAGGAAAAACAAUAAAAAAAAUGUAAAAUCAGUUGUGAUCACACUUUGUGCCAAUGACUACUAGUAUGUUUUCAAAUGUGAUUUUAUUAUAUAAGGCUGUAUGGUUUGUUAUUUGCUGUGAACGAAAUAAAUUUGUAAACCCACA
Messenger RNA from Aethina tumida (small hive beetle), 2170 nucleotides. RefSeq names its product protein phosphatase 1L. Gene Ontology annotation, cellular component: cytosol; nucleus. The coding region runs from base 344 to 1789 and encodes 481 amino acids. Gene Ontology annotation, biological process: positive regulation of canonical Wnt signaling pathway; positive regulation of canonical NF-kappaB signal transduction; protein dephosphorylation. Gene Ontology annotation, molecular function: protein serine/threonine phosphatase activity; cation binding. The transcript has 2 exons. The record is from RefSeq and is a predicted model, not a curated record. Lineage: Eukaryota; Metazoa; Arthropoda; Insecta; Coleoptera; Nitidulidae.